This is a messenger RNA of Xylona heveae TC161, 1611 nucleotides long. RefSeq names its product DUF572-domain-containing protein. Gene Ontology annotation, cellular component: U2-type catalytic step 1 spliceosome. Gene Ontology annotation, biological process: mRNA splicing, via spliceosome. The transcript has a single exon. The record is from RefSeq and is a predicted model, not a curated record. Lineage: Eukaryota; Fungi; Ascomycota; Xylonomycetes; Xylonales; Xylonaceae. The coding region runs from base 285 to 1187 and encodes 300 amino acids.
AAGCAUCAUCUCCAACUUCAUCCUCACCACUACGAUUCCACAAAUACCACCGGGAAGGCCUCCAUCACGGCUGCCAUACGAACGACUCUCAUUCUGUCACCUCUACAGACCAUUCUCUCGUCUUUUACCGAAGAAGCGCCUGCAACCAACCGUUUCUAAUAUACAAACUUCCUCUUCCUUUCCGCAGACCGGUCGUCUCCCGAACUUUAACUUUCCAAAGCAAGCAAUACCAGCUUCAUUCCUCUCAAACCAGUAAUUCUUCCAGCUAUCGCUGAACAGCCACCAUGUCCGAACGUAAAGUUCUUACGAAAUACUACCCUCCCGACUUCGACCCGUCGGCGAUCAAGCGGGUGCGCAAGCCCAAGGACAGUGGGCCGAAGUCACAGACUGUACGUCUGAUGGCGCCCUUUUCCAUGCGCUGCACUAUGUGCGGAGAAUACAUCUACAAGGGACGCAAGUUCAACGCACGAAAAGAGACGACCGAGGAAAAGUAUUACAGCAUACCCAUUUUCCGGUUCUAUAUUCGGUGCACGCGUUGUUCGGGAGAAAUCACAUUCAAGACGGAUCCCAAGAACAUGGACUACACGUGCGAGCGGGGAGCGAAGCGAAAUUUUGAGCCGUGGCGGGAUCAGACGCAUAAAGAGGAGACGGAGGAGGAACGAUUGGAUAGGCUAGAGCGCGAAGAGCAAGAAGAGGAAGAGGAAAAAGAGCGCAAUGCCAUGGCCGAGCUGGAGAACAAGACCACGGAUGCGAAGCGCGAAAUGGCCAUUGCUGAUGCUCUCGAUGAAAUACGUACCCGAAAUGCACGCAACGAGAGGUCUAAUCGUGCAGAGGAAGGCCUCGUCGGUGUGAGAGAUGAGAUUGAUGAUUGGCAGAGACGGCAAGAUAUGGAGGACGAGGAACUAGCCAGACGAGCUUUCAUGACAGAGGAUGGGGAUCGGGUUAGGCGGUUAGGAGAGGAGGAAGAAGAGGGCAGAGACGGGUCGAAUGACAGCCCAGAAGUCGAUGGAGGUGUUUUGAAUGGCAAGGGCAAGGGCAAGGGCAAGGAAGUGAAUGGGACGAAUGGAGAAGAGGUGGAAAAGAAGGUGGAAGACCAGACGCCAGCGCCGACGUUUAGGCGUGCGCCAAAGAAGAAAAAGGAUUUCUCGGCCGCGUUGGGGAUCAAAAAGAAGCCUGCGUUGGUUUAGUCGAGAUGGCGCGUCAAUCUUUUCUUUUGAUUUCCGAAUUUGCGGUGUUGGUUGAAACUCGGAAGGAGGCGUUCACAGGAAUAGGGUAUCAAUGGUGUCCUAAUCUCAGGCUCUUUAUAUCUGCCACUUUGCACCUUUAUGUGGUGUAUUGUUUUGCCAUUCUUCACUAAUUUACAGAUCAUUUUCGGGCAUAUCUAAAUAACAGAAUUAUAAAACACAAAUUGUCCUGCACGACGUGCUUUUGUAAAAGUCUUUGACGUACUGAACAGGAAAAUUGGUAGAGUCGCCUGGAGCGAUGCCGUGAGCGCCUUUUAUCGAAACAAUUAGAAUCCCUUUUCUCCAAAUUACGCCAUUGUACCAGGAGAAAUUUGUCCUAGGUGCCUUACAUCCAAAUAGAAAAAGAAGAAAGCCCAGUGUCUGAAUG